AUGCCAUUAUUGGAGCGCGGGGCCGUGGGCGAAGGAGCCUCGAGGAAGCUGUGGGCAGGGGGGCUGGGGUCGUGCGUGAGAGGGUGGGAAGAGGGAAAUAUUCCUGCUCUCCUGUACCGUUUGUUCUCUCUUACUCUCCGUAUCAAGGACUCUCUGUCAAAGCUGUUCGCCCGCUGCGGGCACGUCCAGUCUGUGGACAUCUGUGAGAAGCCAGGGCCAGGAGAGAAAAAAGAAAAACUCGCGUCCAAAUUCUUCAACCGUAAAACCGUGACGGGAUUUCAAGUAGCAUACGUGGUGUUCAGGAAACCAGCUGGUGUCCAGGCAGCCAAGGCCCUGUCACGGGAAGGUCCCUUGCUGAUAUCAACAGAGAGUCAUCCUGUGAAAACUGGCAUUAGCAAGUGGAUUGCCAACUAUGCAGCCUCAGUUGUGGAUCAGGAGGAGCUGAAGGCCGAGGUGGACACCUACAUGCAACAGUAUGACAAAAAGAUAGCAGAGGAAGAAGCCAAAGCGGCCAAGGAGGAGGGAGUUCCGGAUGAGGAGGGCUGGGUGAAGGUAACGCGGAAGGGACGGAAGCCUGGCCUGCCCCGGACAGAGGCUGCCAACCUGCGAGUACUGGAGAGGGAAAAGCAGAAGAGGGCCCGCAAAGAGCUGCUCAACUUCUAUGCCUGGCAGCAUCGUGAGACCAAGAGAGAGCACAUCGCCCAGUUGAGGAAGAAAUUUGAGGAGGACAAGCAGAGAAUUGCGCUGAUGCGAGCCCAGCGCAAGUUUCGGCCGUACUAAGGUGUGCUGAGCUAUUCCUCAGAUGUCUGCGGACUCCAUGUGCCAAAGGAUUUCAAGGAACUGAGGUGACUUCAGGUUGCCUCUGCCUUUGGAUCUGAAGUUGGAGAUCCCAGCAACCACCGCUGGAGGGGGAGUUUCCUUCACUCGCACCGGUAUCCUCCUGCUCUCCUGGCCAUUGUCCAGCCCUGUGGCACCACUUCCGAGGGUGCUCAGGUCAAAGGGCUGAGGCACUUCCUGUGACAACCUGUAUCUCCUGGCCAUCCAAGGCACUUUGAAAGCUUGGUGAGAGCUGGGAUUGACCUACCACAGCCUCUGCAGGGACAGGGAAUGGCUGAAGAACUGUAAAUAAACUACUGCUAUGUUCUCAGAA
Egretta garzetta (little egret) is the source of this 1150-nucleotide messenger RNA. RefSeq names its product ribosomal RNA processing 7 homolog A (gene RRP7A). The transcript is spliced from 6 exons. Lineage: Eukaryota; Metazoa; Chordata; Aves; Pelecaniformes; Ardeidae. Bases 1 to 780 code for a protein of 259 amino acids. The record is from RefSeq and is a predicted model, not a curated record. Gene Ontology annotation, biological process: rRNA processing; ribosomal small subunit assembly. Gene Ontology annotation, cellular component: CURI complex; UTP-C complex.